Exophiala xenobiotica is the source of this 1285-nucleotide messenger RNA. RefSeq lists its product as uncharacterized. The transcript has 2 exons. Lineage: Eukaryota; Fungi; Ascomycota; Eurotiomycetes; Chaetothyriales; Herpotrichiellaceae. The record is from RefSeq and is a predicted model, not a curated record. Bases 91 to 771 code for a protein of 226 amino acids.
AGGAGGUGCAAAGAUCUUGGAGAUUACGACCAUCAUACGGAGAGACUUCUGAAUAACUCGCGAUUGUCCGGCGUUAUUGACCGGGUCACAAUGAUCCCAUUUCUUGCGAGGCAUCCUCCACGUACUCGAGUCGCUCAUCUGAACAAGAUUUUUUUCGACGAGGGCCGUUCAUACAUCGAAUUCAAGGGCGCUUCAGACCGGUAUCUAGUCAUCAAUCGGCUCCCCCCAGCUCCAAUUGAUGAGUCGGCCAGCAAAAAUGGUACUAGUAGCCAAGCGAUUCCAAGUCCGCCUAAUUGCGCCCUGAACCCACCGUUGCAUUGGCAUUCCAGACAGGAGGAACUCUUUCAUGUUCUGGAAGGCAAGGCAGCAUUCUAUGUCGAAGGUCGAAAAUGCAUCGCGACUACCGGAGAGGUAGUCAAGAUUCCAGAAGGCGCCUUUCAUACGUUUCGAAACGCGAGCUCCAAACAUGAUCUGGUCGUUGAAUUCGUUUUGGAGCCGCGGAACAGGGAGAGAGAUGAGGAAUUCUUCAGGAACACGCAAACAUAUCGGGACGACUGUAACAAGGCUGGAAUACCACGCAGCAUGUUUCAGGUUCUCCUCUUCAACCACAGAGCCAACGUUGUCCUUGCCUUGCCUGGUCCCCAAUUUGUCGCGAGGCCACUGGGACUGUUGCUAAAUUUCUUUGGAGCCUGGAUCGGCAGACUGAUCUUUGGAUUCCAGGACUCGUACCCGGAGUACUAUGACGGAAAAGCGGACGCUCAUCGUCGCUGAUCCAUUCCCCUUCCAAUGAGCCUUUGGAACCCGCAAAGGACUCUAUCUUCCUUGGACCAGGGCGCGAUAUUGACAAUAGUGUAAAGUGGCAGCAAUGUCCCUUGAUAGUCCCUUGGACUUGUGGUCUCAUUGACAUCGAGCGGAAAGUGACCGAGCCACAGCCGGAGACCAGUGCACAUUGCCGGCACAUACGUUUUGUUGCGACGGUUCUAUAUCUGCCGGACUUCACGAUCCGAUACCAAGCAGUCUUGUCGUAGACAAAGGAUAGGGCACGGUGAAUUCGGCCAAGCUUGGAAUGAUGGAUGCUGCAAGAACAAAAGGCCCGCCUACCUGGUUGGUCUAGCGUACGGCAGCCACUGGUUUCCAGCCGCCAGUAUUCCAUCCGAAAGGUGAUAGUGUCUCUGCCAGAUUAUGUACUGCUCCAUCCACGAAUCAGGUAUAUUGACCGCCCAAUGGCAGGCCCAGAUGGCCAGUAACCAAAGACUAGACAUUGCGAAACCGAAUUCUUGCAGUU